AUCUGAAACGAAAUAAUAAUACAUUAGCUUAUGAACAGUACUGUGGUAGUGAAAAAUUAGUGACUUUUCAAUUGGAGAAAAUAAAAUUCGCGCUUCAAAGCCGCGGCGAAAAAAACGCGUCCACUCUCUAUACUGUUCUGUUGUCGAAUUUGAAAAUCAAUGAAAAAUGAACGAUAUCAGCACGAGUAAUAAGGAAACUGUCCUUCCCGGUCCCUCUGCAUGGGAACAACUAACGAACCCUGCUUUGGCUGAACAGCAUCAACAACAGCAGCAACAGCAACAACAACAACAGCAGCAGCAGCAGCAACUACAACAACAGCAACAGCAGCAACUUCAAAUACAACAGCAGCAGCAUCAACCUACACCCCAACCGCACCAACAACCGCUUCAUCAGCAACAUGUGCCCCCUCAACACCAUCAAAUGCACCACCCUCAUCAUCUGCAAGGAUCUCCCCAUCCUUCUCUACAACAUCCGCUCACUCAGUCACCCCAUCCACAUCCGAACCAAACUCCCCUGCAUCAAGCCACAAGUCCUACAUCUAGCGUGGCACCAAUGACCCCAACAAAAACCACUCCACCGGAUGUAUCCCAUACACCACAAACUACCCCCGGUCCCAACCAGACACCGGGACCGAGUUAUUCCGAAGAAUUGCUCCCAGAGCUUGUAAAUCAAGGUUGGCGCAAGUUCUGGUCAAAAAGGGAGGGACGUCCCUACUUCUGGAACAAACUAACCGGUGAAUCUCUUUGGGAACCUCCGAUGCUUAAUCGGGGCACUCAGCAGUUCGAUCCUUUAACGGAUCCACUUGGAAUUUGUCACACCGGUCAAAAUGGGCCAGCACCGCAACAGAAUAAUAACGCACUCAAACGAAGAGCUUCGGAGGAUAUUCAAAAUCAUAACCAGCAACAACAACAGCAAGGAACUGGUGGUCCUCCGCCUCUCAAAAAAUAUGUUUUGCCUGGCCCAUGGGACCUGGAGAUCCCGACUAACGUUGUAAUGUAUGACCGCAUUCCAACAAUGUAUCCGCAACCGAGCCCUGAAGUGGAAGCCAUGCGCGGUGUUCUAACCGUACGGCUAUACAAAACCUACGAGGAUCUAUGUACUAAACGUGAAUCUAUCAACCCUCCUGCAGGGUCAUUCAAUCGCUGGCUUAUGGAACGGAAGAUAAUUGAUAGAGGUUGCGAUCCUAUGCUUCCCAGUGUGUGCCAGCCGGAAAUCUCACAGCAAAUGUAUAGAGAAAUAAUACGGGAUAUUCCGAUUAAAAUCGUCAAGCCAAAGUUCACCGGUGAUGCUCGAAAGCAGCUUUCGCGGUACUGCGAUGCCGCAAAGAAAAUCGUUGAACGGCGAUCCGCCUCGGUCGAGAGUAAGAAGGUUGUAAAGUGGAACGCUGAGGAAACGUACGAAUGGUUGCGGAAGACCGUUGGAGCAAGUUACGAAGAUUUCCAGGAUAGGUUGACUCAUUUGAGGCGACAGUGUGAACCGCACAUUAUCGGUACGGUUAGGAACAGCGUUGAACAGCUUUGCAUGAAGACUUAUCAUUUGUCGGCACAGCACAGUAAAGCGAUUCGCGAACGACACAGUCAAAUUUUGAAGGAAAGUGGCAUUCAGGAAUUGACACAGCCACUGCAACCACCGUUAAUGCGAAAGGUAUGGUGCUACCCAGUGCAGUUUGCUAUUCCAUCGCCCCGGAUGCCCCAAAUAGAUUACAACACCGACAGGGAGCACAUGACCAUUAAAUAUACGCACGCGUCCCUGCCAGGACCCGAUACGCACACUAUCAACAGUUCGCAUUUGCAGAAAUUGGAGCAAUUGUAUCGCUACAACUGCUUCGAUGACAAAAAGUUCGACUUCUUCAUCGGACGGGUGUACUGCAUGUUGAAGCGCUACUCAACGUUUCUGUGCAAUGUCAACUACAACCAGCAGGAACCGGAGCUAACCCAAUCGGCACUUCCGGCAGUGGUUUUCGAGUGUCUCCAUCAGCAUUUUGGUGUGACGUUCGAGUGCUUCGCCAGCCCAUUGAACUGCUACUUUCGGCAGUACUGUUCGGCGUUCGGUGAUACAGAUUCGUACUUUGGCUCGAGGGGUUCGUUUCUCGAGUUCAAACCAGUGUCCGGUUCGUUCCAGGUCAAUCCGCCCUACUGCGAAGAGUUGAUCGAUGCUACGCUCCGGCAUAUCGACCGGUUGCUGACGGAUUCGGUGGAUCCGUUGAGUUUCAUAGUUUUUCUACAGGAGUGGAAAGAACCGGCGUUACAGUGUCUCUCGAAAAUUGAGGAUAGCCAUUUCAAACGCAAGCAAGUUGUGGUAAUGGGAAUGGAGCACGAGUACCGCCAUGGGUUGCAACACUGUAUACCAAAGUCGGAUGUAAACUUUAAGAGCAUCCAUGGUACGAUGGUGGUAUGGCUGCAGAAUAAUGCCGGCUUUCAGCGUUGGGGUCCAACAGAGGCCCGGGUGGAUGCUCUACUAGAAGCGUUCCGUCCGGGGCGUGAGCGAGAGCGUGACAAAGUAGUACCUGCGAGCGUUGGUACUCCGGCUACGGCUAACAGUCCACCGGAAACUCCUGGUAAUGCAAACAGCGAGCCCGGUUCUACAACACCGAAAACACCGCAAACCCCAACUGCUUAGGCUUCAAACCCAUUCUUGUCUUUUUUGGCAGUAACGUAAUUUCAUUUGUUACAACAAGCAACAAACCCAUAGAUUAACCUAGAAGACAAAAUAUUAAUAAUCAGCCAGUUUCACCCAGUUUUUCUCAGCACACAAACACAUUCUAAGAAUAAAAGGAGGGCUUACUGUAAUAGCCGAAAAGUAGCUUGCAAAUUAUGACGCAAUGAUGGUAGAAAUCGAACCAUGGUCCGUUUCGAUGGCGUCAAUUUUUUAGCAUACCUUCAGUCACAGCUCUAAAGCGUAUUUUAAUCAAUUGUAUAGCGGAAUUAAAAAAGUGAAAACCUUUUUUGUCUAUCACUGAAGAGUAGGCAAACAAAAACGUAGUUGUACUAUUUGUUGUUGAAUCUUUUUAAAUCGAGUCGAGUAUCGUGCCCCGAACGCAGUUAGGAAACUCUCUUCUAAUGACACAUUAAGUUAGUGCGAUGGCUAAGCUGAGUGUACAUCUAUUAUCUAGGAAAAUUGAGACACGAUAAAUGAGUAAAAUCAAAGUUUGAAGUAAGCAGAUACUCGGUCCAGAGUUUGGAGAUUUCUUUCCGGUCGAAAGGAACGAUAAAAAAAGUCUUAAAUGUGGCAAUUUGUUAUUUGUUUUCAAAACAUUUGUGGAGAUUUUUUAUAUUUUAAUCACUUUAUUUUAUAUUAAAAUGUAAAUAAAAACGUAUAUUUUUACUACUAAUGGCAACCACAUGUGUGUAGCUAUUAGUAAAGUUAUAAAAAACAGGAAACAAAAUGCGACCAAGUGAACCCUCUAAUAGAGCUAAAUGAUGGCAAAAUAAAUAGAUGUUCUCAUAUUUUUCUUGUUUUUCAACUUCAGGAAUUACUUUCUAAUGGUUUUUCGAUGUAGUAAUGGUAUCUCGUUGAGAAAUUAUUUGAUGUACAAAUCUAAUCUAAUAUUAUAAAGGGGACAUUAUCCAAAUGUUACGAAAAUAUAAGCAGAAAAUCUGAAAGGUCUCAGUUAAA
Molecule: messenger RNA, 3616 nt
Organism: Topomyia yanbarensis
Lineage: Eukaryota; Metazoa; Arthropoda; Insecta; Diptera; Culicidae
Product: mRNA (2'-O-methyladenosine-N(6)-)-methyltransferase-like
Exons: 5
Coding region: 167-2620 (817 amino acids)
Cellular component (GO): nucleus
Molecular function (GO): RNA polymerase II C-terminal domain binding; mRNA (2'-O-methyladenosine-N6-)-methyltransferase activity
Source: RefSeq, a predicted model, not a curated record